AUGACUGCUACCAAAUUAUCGCGCUCAUUGUCGAGCUCCUCUAAUGUCACCACACCUUUGCUUAAAAAAGAUGAUUACACAAUUACUAUCGUACCAUCGAACUCGUCUUCCGAGGCAAACGAAAUCGGGGAUAACCCAUUUUUGGAUCCGAAAGUUGAAGAGUAUUAUCGAGAGGUAUACCAGACAUCAAAUUAUGAAUGUUAUCCUGCAUUUGAUCCGCAGUUUGAAUGGACAAAAGAAGAAGAGCAGAAUGUUGUUCGCAAGCUCAACUAUAGAGUGGCUUUAGCAGCAUGUCUUCUUUUCGUUGGCUUGCAGAUUGACAGGGGAAAUCUUCAACAGGCAAUCAGCGAUAAUAUGCUUAACGAUUUGGCUCUAACAACCAAUGAGUAUAACUUGGGAAACACCUUAUUCUACAGCUGCUUCUUAUUGGCAGAAGUACCUUCACAGUUAAUUUCAAAAAGUUUGGGACCAGACAUUUUCAUUCCGAUUCAAAUGUGUGCUUGGUCCGUUGUUGCAAUUAGUCAGGCAGCUUUGUCAGGGAAAGUAUCCUUUUAUUUGACAAGAGCAUUGAUAGGGAUGCUAGAAGGCGGGUUUAUUGCUGACUUGGUACUAUGGCUAAGCUAUUUUUUCACCAGCAAAGAGUUGCCAAUUAGAUUGUCGUGGUUUUGGACCACUUUAGCAGUAGUUCAAAUCGGUUCUUCAUUGCUUGCAUGCGGUAUUUUGAAAAUGAGGGGCCUUGCCGGAUUAGAAGGGUGGAGAUGGUUAUUCUUGAUUGAAGGCGUAAUCACUUUUUUCAUUGGACUUUCGGCGUUCUACUUGAUGGUACCUUCAGCAGUUGAAACAAGGAACUGGAUGCACCCAAAAGGGUGGUUUAGUGACCGUGAAGAGAAAAUUGUUGUCAACCGAAUCUUGCGUGAUGAUCCAACCAAGGGGUCAAUGAAUAACAGACAAGCACUUGGUAUUAAAGAAUUGGGGGCUAGUUUGAUGGACUAUAAUCUUUGGCCAAUCUUUGCUAUUGGGUUUAUUGCACAUAUCGGAAAAUCAACCAUGGGGACAUAUUUUACAUUAAUGAACAAGGAGUUGGGCUUUUCAACAUUCGAAACAAACUUGUUAGCCAUACCGCCGUCCAUUUUGCAUAUUUCAUUCUUGUUGGGAAUUACGUGGUUAUCUGAACGAGCAAAUGAGAGGUCAUUUGUAUCCUUGGUUGCUCCAUUAUACGCAGUUCCCCUAAUAGCAAUCAUUCGAUGGUGGCAUGGGUCAGGUAAGCAGGUAUGGGCAACAUGGAUGUUGUCGACUUUGUUUCUAGGACAGCCAUAUAUUCAUGCAAUCUGUGUUGCCUGGGUUUCACGUAAUUCGAAUUCUGUUGGGUCAAGAUCAAUAUGCUCUGCUCUAUACAAUAUGUUUGUUCAAAUGGGGGCCAUAAUUGCUCUGAACAUUUAUCGAGAAGACGAUUUCCCAUUGUAUAAAAAGGGGAAUACCAUAUUGUUUUUGAUAGAAUUGCUGUUAAUCCCGUUGUUGUUGUUUACGAAAUGCUUUUAUAUUUGGAAAAACAACCAAAAAGGUAAACUCUGGAAUAAAAUGACUGAAGAGGAAAGGGAGUAUUAUCGUAAGCACAGCACUGAUAGGGGCAACGAAAGGUUAGAUUUUGUAUUUGAACAUUAA
Candida albicans SC5314 is the source of this 1662-nucleotide messenger RNA. RefSeq lists its product as uncharacterized. NCBI's taxonomy places the organism in Eukaryota, Fungi, Ascomycota, Pichiomycetes, Serinales, Debaryomycetaceae. Bases 1 to 1662 code for a protein of 553 amino acids. The transcript has a single exon. Gene Ontology annotation, cellular component: membrane. The record is from RefSeq and is a predicted model, not a curated record. Gene Ontology annotation, molecular function: transmembrane transporter activity. Gene Ontology annotation, biological process: transmembrane transport.